AUGUCGAAAUUUAUCUUGGUUUUUUUGACCUGUGCAAUUGUAAAAGAAAUAUAUGGAUUUGACGUGGAUCCUUCACUUCAAAAUGGAGGGAAUUGUGACCAAACAACUACUACUACACCUUCUGAUCCUGUUGUCGUAGAAACAGAAAAGCCUUAUAAUGGUUGUAGUGUGGACAUUCGCUUGAAACCUAUGUUAGAAGUUAAAUUGAACUGUAACAAAACAACUCCUACAACUACUCCGGAUCCUAUUCUUAUUCAAGUACUCGAAUGGGGUAAAGGUGAUAAGUAUGAAAAAUGUGUCAAAGCCAAUAGUAAUCGGGAUCCUAGAGAUAUUUAUUUUAUUUGUAAUCAGUUUAAAAAGCAAUGA
Caenorhabditis angaria is the source of this 366-nucleotide messenger RNA. Lineage: Eukaryota; Metazoa; Nematoda; Chromadorea; Rhabditida; Rhabditidae. The record is from the annotation of a GenBank genome assembly.